UCACUGGCAGACGCGUCUGGGUAUAAAGCCCUAGCCUAGCCCAGCGUGCUCAAAGCUCCCAAACUGACCAUGCGAGAGAGGAGUGUGUGAAUUGUGAAUUUACAUAAAGCACUGGUUUUGCUGCAUUUCAUACCAGGUCAAGCUUUUUGGACGCACUUUUGAAGGACUACUUAAUAUCUGGUUGAAUUACCAACUUUUAGACGCGUAUCUUCAUUUCGUUGCGGCUUGGAAGUUUAUAAAACAACACAAUGGUGGCGAUGACAAAAGGAGUCAAGGUCUUCGAGAUCGCCUUCAACGACCCAUCCAAGACCUUUUACUGCAGUGGAGAUAAAGUGGCCGGGAAGAUCCUGGUGGAGGUGUCGGAGGUGACCAGGGUGAUGGCCAUGAAGGUCCUGGGAGUCGGAUGCGCUAAAGUGGAGUACGCCAAAGGCAAACAGAGAUGCCGUGAAGAAGUUGACUAUCUGAAGUAUGAAGACCUUGUCCACCUGGAUGACCAUCCAGCAGACACCGAUGGUUCGGUCAUCCUCCGUCCUGGCAACAAGUAUGACUACUCAUUUGGCUUUGAGCUUCCUCAACAAGGGCAACUGGUGUCUUCCUACAAGGGCAAGUUUGGGCAUGUUCAAUACUUCGUGAAGGCUCUGAUGGAAAGACCCGCUCAGCCCACCCUGGAGUGUAAGAAGCACUUUGAGGUUGAGGAGCCCUUGGAUGUCAACACCCCAGACUUGCUGUCCCCUACUGGAGGCAUGAAGGAGAAGAAGGUCACCUGCAUGUUCAUCCCAGACGGCCAGGUCUCUCUGAACGCCAAAAUCGACAGGCGUGGCUUCUGCGAGGGUGAAGAGAUCUGCAUCGAUGCCAAAUUUGAGAACACCUGCUCUCGCAUCGUGGUACCCAAAGCGGCCAUCGUCGCCAAGCACUCCUACCAGGCCAACGGGCGCACCAAGGUCUUCAGGCAAAAACUCUCCUCAGUACGUGGCAACCACAUCAUCUCCGGCAUGUGCGACGCCUGGCAGGGCAAGAGCAUCCGUGUGCCCAAGAUCAAGCCCUCCAUUUUGGGUUGCAACAUCAUUCGGGUGGAAUAUGCGCUAAUGAUUUACAUGCACAUCCCUGGCAGUGAUAAGUUGGUUCUGGAGCUGCCCUUGGUCAUUGGGACCGUUCCCUACAAUGGUUUUGGUAGCCGCACCAACAGCAUGAGCAGCCAGGAUGGUUCUGUCAGCAAUGCAUCGAAUAGUUGGGUUUCCCUGCGGAUGCCGUCGUCCGUGCCACCAAGCUACUGCGACGUUACACGUGACUGCAGCCUGGACCAACCUCUGACGCCUCUAUUAGAUGACUAUGAUGGCGGAGACAGUCCCAUCUUCAUGAACGCACCCCAAUUCCAGUUCCCUCCACUCCCUUCUUAUUCUGAGGUGGAGGAGGAAUACAACGGCAACGCCCGCAUGCUUCCUGUCUGCUGAACCAAGCUGGUAGAGCACUAGAACUGAACUGUUGCCCAUCGUAAAUGGGUUUCUUUUCCACUCUAAGCACUUCAGGCUUUCACCAUGUGGAUCAGAGGUGGUUUGAGAAGUGUCGUAUGGAUGUGUGGAAGUGAAGAUGAAGCGGAGGAUUUUGGGGCCCGAGUGGCCCCUCUGCAGGAUGAGCUAGUCGAAGUUCAGAGGAAGAAGGAGUGAAGUCUGAGCUCUCUUGUGCCUGCAUUGCUGACAGCCAUCUUAUAUCAUGCAUCAAUCAAGUUAAACGUGUUUCUGUCAUAUAUUAUUGAUGCUGUUUCGGGGCCUGAAAGAAGGUGCUCGGGCUGUUUGGCGUGCUGUAUUUCACUGUGUUUGAGCUGCUCUUUCUUGAGAUUACUGCUGAGGCGCAAACUGAUUGUGCCGCAUUAUAGCGAUUUUAAGCACACAUAGACUUUCCCAAAUGGUGGUCAUGUACUUUCCAGUAAUCCCCAGUAUAACUUUCAAUAGCAUUUAGCUCAUCAUUUUCGUUAUCAUUCCGUAAUGGUUUUUUUUUUUUUUUCUGUGGGGAUGGAAGAUUUCAUUUGUAGAAACAUUCAACACAUUUGUUUGAUUUUAUGUUGGUUGUGAGGUUAAGUUAAUGUGCUGUCCAGAGAUAUAUUAUUCUAAGUUACUGAAAUAUGAAGAAAGAAGUGUAGUAUAUUGAGUUUUUCAACAAGGGAAAAUCAUGCAGUUGCAGUGUAUAUAAUGUACCAGUGUUUUGUUUUUAAUUUGAAUGCAGUUUUUAUGGAUAAAAGUUGCUGUAUAACUACUCGCAGGGAGAUUUCCUGUUUUUAUUUUGUUUUUCUCUUGUCUUCCAAAAAUGUUCAUUGAGGGAUCAAGCAUUGCUUGCGCAACUUAAGACCUCGUCCUAACAAAGGGCUCCACUGAUGUUGCUUCUUCCACUGUGGACUUGAACAUUAGGCCAAAAAAGAACUUAAUACUUCAAGUGCCAAAAUUGGGGUCUGUUUGGACCACAUUCAUUUGCGAGACCAGAAGCUGCACUGUGUGUAGACAUAUCCUGAAGACAUUUUGAUGAACAUUUCACUUGUGGAGAUCUUCCUGAACAUUGUGUGUGUUUUGUUUCUUAUAGAAUGUAAGAUGACUGUUACUGUUAUUAUAAG
Sinocyclocheilus anshuiensis is the source of this 2602-nucleotide messenger RNA. Its product is annotated as thioredoxin-interacting protein-like. The transcript has 6 exons. Gene Ontology annotation, cellular component: cytoplasm. The record is from RefSeq and is a predicted model, not a curated record. The coding region runs from base 249 to 1451 and encodes 400 amino acids. NCBI's taxonomy places the organism in Eukaryota, Metazoa, Chordata, Actinopteri, Cypriniformes, Cyprinidae. Gene Ontology annotation, molecular function: ubiquitin protein ligase binding. Gene Ontology annotation, biological process: protein transport.